AUGCUCAAAGUGCACCUUCAAGCUCGUCUCGUCAAGUCUCUCGCUCUCCCCGCUUCCGUCGCCGCCGGCGCCGCCCCGACCACGGCCACCGGGGCCUUGGAAGAGAUUGGCGCUUCACGGAGAGGUUUCUAUCUCGUCCGCUUAUCCGGUCUUUAUCUGCUCCCACUCUCCAGUGAGCUCCUUCUUCGACCCAAUCAGAGACUCCCAACUCGGGUUUUUGGUGGAUACUUUGCCUGAAAACCCUUGUGGUUUCUGCCGCUUGCUGGGAGUUGGAUUGAUAAAUCCUUAAGAACUAAGGCAUCUACCAUGGCCUCAAUGAGUGACAUCUGCUUGCUGUAACUACGAGCGUUUAAGGGCCUUUAGCUGGGAGUUUCAGAAGAAAGAAAUGGUAGUUCUACCCUCAGGCUUUGGCCGAAUCAAGAGUUUAUCGGAGGACUUCGUCAAUUGUGCUUGCCAUCGAGUGUAUCAGAGUUGACUGACAAUGCGAGUUGGAUUAUUUAAAUAUGUAUGGAGGCUACGUUGCACCGAAGUUAUCAGGUGUGGGGUGAUGAAGAGUUGUCUCACAUUCGUUCUUUUUGGUGUAGUUCAAGCCAAAAUUCUUUAGAAGUGGAGAAAUGAGAACACCAUUCUUUUCGAUGAAUCAUAUUUAAACAAGGUUUCCUAGAAUAUUCUUAGAUCCGAUGAGCUAAAAGUUCCUGUUUACAUAGACUCAUCUGAGUUAAAAUGUCUGAAGGUGUCCUGAACAUUCUGAAGAUGAAUAUGCUCGCCGUUUUGUGCUUAAUGCUACGUGGGUAAUGAUAAAACAUCAUCUGUGUUGAUAUAUACAUAUAUUUCAAUUGAAAUAAGGACGUAAGUGAGGUUAAAGGCCAUUUUCUUCAAUUUCUGAAUAGAGCUUCUUUCAUUAUCCUAGUUUACCUAACUCCUUUAGCGAACACCAAUGGGCAGUGACAGGUUGAGCCACAGUAGACCAUCUAUAUUUUCCUGCCCUUUUGUGGUAUUUGUUAGAUUUUUAUUUAUUUUUGGUCUGCCUUUUAAAUGAAGAUUAAUGAUGGUCCUGUGGUUGAUGCUCAUAAGAUUAUGUGCAUAUUGGUAAUUUUUUUUUUAACUUUUAUCUAAAAGAAAAGGAAAAUGAGGAUUGCAUAUGAGUUCUAAGGACCAUAUUUUUCAAUUUAUGAAGAAUUUUUCUUUCAUUACCCUCUCCUACAUAGCUUCUUUAGGCAUGGCAAAUUGGAAUGGCACCACCUGGCUCGGCCGAAGUCAACUAUCUAUAUUUGCCUGCCUCCUGUGCGAGAUGUUAGAAAAGGAGAAGAAGACCCAUUGAGUCUUUUAAGAUAAUUUUAAGUUAUGACCCUGUACUUGAUACUGACCACAUAGCCCAUGUUGUAGGUUUGGCCAGAGUUGUCUUGAAGAAGGGCAAAACACAGCUAUUUCGUGAUGGAAAUCCCAUGGUGUACAGUGGUGCAGUUGAUAGAAUCAUUGGUCGACCACCUCCGAAGACUGGCGAUGCAGUGCUUGUGGCAGAUGGAUCAGAGAAGCCCAUUGGAUGGGGUUUGUAUAACUCAGUCUCCAUGUUUUGUGUACGGCUAAUGCAGCUAGAAGAAGAGGUGGCCAGGUAGAAGCUUUACUCACAGACCUUUCUUUCUAUCUCCCUGAUCGCUAGACCGUGUACCUUUUUCUUCACAGAUGAGGCACUUUUAUGUUUUCUUUCAGAGACCCGUGCUGUGUGCUGAACAUGGACAAGCUCAUUGAAGCAAGAAUGGUUGAGGCAAUCGAGUUGCGUAGGAGUAUGGGGCUUCCCUCCAUGGAUACAGAUGCCUUUCGCCUUGUUAACAGUGAAGGAGACAGGUGAGUCCUCUUCCAUUACCUCUCUAGCUUUUAGGCUAGCUUAUCUUUUUUCUAUCCUCUCUCUAAAACUACACUUGCUGUAUGUUGGGUUGACUGGUAUAAACUGUAUAAUCUAGGAUUAGUUUUUAAUGAUAAGUAUUAAAUAUUCAAAUAAAAACUGUUAAAGUCUCUCAGUAUGGUUAGUAGGCACGUUUCCAACCCCGGUGGUCUGCAUGUCUGACAGCCAGGCCUGAAACUGGAUGCCACAGUUAAUGGUAAGCAUGGUUGAUGUGUGAUGGAUGUAAGAUUGAUGGGGAGUUGAGAAGUGAGAGAUGAUUUUUGAUUUUUUUUCAAGAUUAGCCGUUAGUAUGUGGUGCAUGUAUCACUGCUCUAUUGCUUUAUUAGAUGCUAAUAUUAACAUGUUUUCCUACGACUUUUGCAAUCACUCCCAAUCCCAAGUUUUGCUCUUCGUAUUUUUAUCUCCUGCCUCCUCUGCUGGCCAGGGUUCUGAGUGGAUUCCUUGACACCAUUACCUUGUCACCAUGAAAAUGGCCACUGUAUCCGCAUGUGAACUACUGGUCGUUGAUCCAUUGGUCUCAUGGUCCUUUUGCUCCCAGCCGCCUGCAGAUUAGGCCUCCAGAAGUCUCUGUUCACUUUGAUGAACAACAUGUGACGGGGAAUCUGAAAACUUUGAAUCCUCUGAGCAAUCCUUGUCUUUCUGUUCUAGCAGUCCUUCAAUGGACAAACUAUGAUCAAGGGUGGUAUUAGGACCUUUGAGUGAAGGAGAAUAGUCCCAGUAUGGGAAAGUGAGUCAAACUUUGGCUUUCCACAUCAUGAUUGGAAAUUAUGGAUUUUUAUUUAUUUUUAGAUAGUGAAAUGGUAUCAGAGUCUAUGCUUCAGUCUGGUCCCAUGUCAGCCGAGGAGUGGAGGUACGAGAUGAUGAUAAGAUUAUAAUGAUAUUUGUCAUCAGGAGCUAUUGAUUGCUUUAAUAUAUUACAAUGACGAAAUAAUAUUGCUAGUCAUGCAUUAUAGAAAUCAUGAAAGGAUGGAGACGAGAAUAUUAAUGAAGCUGUCUGGCUUGUUUAAUGCGAUGGGCAAGAGAUUCUCUCUGUCGCAAUUGGUUUUUUCAGUGUUGGAAUGGUAGGCAUGAGGGAGAGUCUCUUGAAGAUCACACUUGGUUUUGAUGGCAAGUUCCUCAUGUUUACAUUGUACAUCGAAGCUGUCCCACAAAGUCUCCACGCUUCUUGGAAACACCCAAAGCAAGUUGGUUCAUGAAGCUCUGAUCAGAUGAUCAUAAUAUGAAAUUGCUUUAAAGAAAUAUCUCCUUAUGGGUCAUGUAUUUCAAGUUGGAUUUGCCUUUUUUGGCUAGGUGGUUGCUCUUGUUUAGGUUAAAUACGUUAGAGCUAGAUUCUCCCUUUUAAAACUGGAUCUUUAUUCUUCUUGGUUUAACAUUUGUUGUGCGAGACUUUUAAAAAUAAAAUUAUUACAUCCAAUGAGAUGGUAAAAACAUGGAUGUGAGUGACGGAAAAGUAAGAAAUGUAACAUAAUUAAUUUAAUGAACACAUUUUUUUCCAAUAUUUUACAUGGAGUAUAUCACAGCCUAUUUUUAUGUAGUUCAUGCUCAGAUUCACCUUCUCUAUGGAUAGUAAGUAAAGUGCAGUAAACAUGCAGGAACAUAACCCCUUGAUCUUCUGUCAUGCACACUUGUUCUAUGUAUUGACCAUGUGGAGCUAUCUCCAUGUCCAUUCAUAUGAGUAGACUGAUACAUGGGUGCUUCCGAUGCAUCUCCCUAUACACAGAUGAGAGAUGUUGGUACUAAUCUGCAAGAUUUUACUAUACCUAUAGUUUCUAUUGAGAUUGUAGCUAUAUGUUUUCUGACGCCAAUCUAUACCUUAGUUUUACAUUUUAAGCUUUGAACAUUUGUUUAUGGCUUAAGAAGUUUUAGUUUCGACUCUAGUACAUAUCAUAUGCUUAGAUUUCAUUAUUUUAAUUCCGAAAAUAUAAUAUUCAUAUAAUAUAUUGCAUUUAAUUCUUUAAAAUAUCUAUGAAAUCAAUUAUUUAAAUUCAAUUUCUUAUUUUCUAUCAUGCUGGUGGCUAAAGGGGCUGAAUUGUUUGGAAAGCUAAAGGUAUUGUAUCCACGAGGAGAAGCGCACAUUCAUCAUGGUCCAUUCUAACAAUUUAUGUCAAAAAAUUCAGCAUGCUUUUGCUUUAUAUCUUUGCUUGGAAACCUUCAAAUCAUUGUGCUCCACUUGCUCCUCGUGGAAACUUUUUCCAACUAUUUUCUAUCACGAAUGCCAUCAACAGAUUGAGAUGAAAUGCCACAUUAGUAUCCUGCGUGUAGAUUGAAAUGAACAGAUAAACCAAAACCAGAUACCACAUAUAUAUGAAGAAAGGAGACCAACCAAAUUUGUUAGAGAAAGAUAGAAUUUAUAUAUUUUAUUUUUAUAUAUUCACAAAUAGUCAGGUGCACUGUAUGAAUCUCCUUUCCUCCUUUCUGUAAUCUUUUAUUGUUUCAUUUGUGAAAUGAAUUUAUUCUGUGAUUUAUGAAUACAUUUACUAUUUGUGGCAGGUUGUCAGGCCUGAUAGUUGAUAUUUUUGGGAAUGUUGCUGUUGUAGCAUCAUCUGCUGCUUGGGUUGAGAAAUAUAGAGCAGAAAUAGAACUCUGCAUUCGGAAGAUUAGUGGCAUAGAGCAUGUGAGAUGGAGACCAUCCAUCGAAAUUCUGAAAGAAGAAGGUUUGAAUAUCUUAGAUGAAAGUGAUCCCAGCUCCUCUGACAUUUCUGGAACAGUGAAGGUAGGGAGGCUUUCUCAGUGUCACAUCAUCCCCGUUAAUGAUAUGCACAGGCUGUUGACCACAGUUGAAUAAUGAGUACAUGUUCACUUAUACCGGUGCUUCUGUAGCUGUUUACUCAGGGUCAUAUCCAUGCUCAUUUAUUAUUUCGUAUUUUCUCAUUUUAUUAAUUCUUCCUUCAAUCGUGACUUUUUUUACCCUGUUCAUGAUGAGAAUUUCAUAACAUAUUGCACGCAUAUGCAUGUAGAUGCUAAAUAUGGUAGUAAAACAAUGUAAUCAUCUCUGAUAUGUCAUGGUAAAGAAUCAAGUCGGGGGGCUCAAAUCAAUAUACAAUGACUGAAGUAGGCCCAUAUAUUUGAACUGUUCUGAAGUUUCUAGUGGGGGAUCACAGGAGGUGCCCAGGUUCUAAGGGGGCGGAUCACAUUAUUUCUGCUCCUGAUGCAUUCCAUAUACUAACCAGGUGAAGGAGAAUGGCAUCCGGUACUCGAUUUCCUUGGAGGGCCAGAAAACAGGAUUUUAUGCCGAUCAGCGAGAAAGCCGCCAGCUGAUAACAUCAAUCUCAAAGGGCAAGAGGGUUCUUGAUAUCUGCUGCUACAGCGGUGGCUUUGCCCUGAACUCUGCGAGAGGGGGUGCAAUCGAUGUCAUUGGUAAGGAAGAAUUCACCUCAAAUGUGGGGAAGUCAACCUUAACAUAUUUGUAUCAAGUGUCAUCCUGAUAUCUAGGCUCUCUAUUAUAAUUAUUCUUAUGAAAGCAUCAAUUGAUGUAUAUUUUAUAUUCUUUCAGUUUCAUAAUUUUCUGACUAGGAGUUGACCAUGUGUAUUCAACUGCAUUUUAUGUGAGAUGCUACUAGGUGUUGAUUCCUCCUUGCCCGCUCUGGAGCUUGCAAGAGAAAACAUUGUUCUUAAUGAAAUGGAUCCGAGCCGGAUAUCUUUUGUGAAGGAGGAUGCAACUGCGUUCAUGAAAGGGGCUGCUUCAAGGCAGGAAUCAUGGGACCUUGUGAUCUUGGAUCCUCCAAAACUGGCACCCCGGAGGAAGGUAAUCUGUUUUUGGAAACAAUUACGGUAAUUAUAGCAGACCAGAUAGAUUCUUGAAGAUGAUUUUUUUUCCCUUCCCAUUAUAAUAUAUUCUAAUUAAGGCACAUUUAUUAUAUCUAGAAGAGUAAGAAAGAAAAAAUCUUGAGCGAGAAAAUCUAAUAUUUUUUUUGACAUAGUUAUAAUCUAUAAACCUGUCUGUGGGCCCCACAUGGGUUCUUCCCCAGGCCCUUCAAAGUGCUUCAGGGAUGUACAGAAGCCUCAACUCCCUGGCUAUGAAGAUCACAAGGCCGGGUGGUCUACUCAUGACAUGUUCUUGUUCCGGAGCGAUGACCCAGAGUGGAAUCUUCCUGAACAUUCUUCAGGUAUACUAUUUUUGCAUAAACCCAUCCAAAUCUCUCUCUCUCUCUCUCUCUCUCUCUCUCUCUCUCUCUUUCUGGAGCUUGAUUCUGAAGAGCAUUGCCCAUGGAAACCGGGGCCAGGUUCCAAUCAAAGCAAGAUCAUUAACACACCUAAGUUUCAUAUGAUUUCUAGACUAGUUAUCUUUCUAUCUCUGAACAAAGUAAAAAAUUAAACUAGGGUUUACCUUGAUUGCUUUCAGAAUGCGGCUUCAAUGGCCGGACGGAAGAUCACUGUGCUUCGUCAAGCUGGAGCAGCUUGUGAUCAUCCAAUUGAUCCCUCAUACCCAGAAGGGGCGUACCUUUCCAAUGUCCUGCUGAGGGUUCAAUAG
Spirodela intermedia is the source of this 6374-nucleotide messenger RNA. Lineage: Eukaryota; Viridiplantae; Streptophyta; Magnoliopsida; Alismatales; Araceae. The record is from the annotation of a GenBank genome assembly.